AUGGCUGAGCCUUCGCCGGACAUAGCGCCAGAUGUGGCGAUCGCAUUAUCACGCGUGGAGAACGACAGUGUGAUUUUGGCGCUGUGGCUUCCAAUGGCCAUCUUUGGUCACAUCUUUGCAGGGGUGUUCCUAAUCCAUGGGCUGUUCCUGUACAAGCCUAGCCUCAAACGCAACAGCAAGCGGGCGGCCGGAGGUUCUCCACUACGGGAGGCGGCGUUGGGGUACGACGGUGGUGACGGCGACGGCGACGGCAACGGCACGUCGGGCCCCAGUCAGGUCUCCCUGGAGUGGCGGUCCCUGAGUUUGACCGUCGUGUCCCCUUCCUCCCCCGGGGGGUUGACCCCUGUGUUGCGGGAUGUGGGGGGCAGGGCGCCUGCGGGGGCGGUGACUGCGCUGCUGGGCCCGUCGGGGGCGGGCAAGUCCACACUACUGGAUCUUCUGGCUGUACGGGGAGCAGUGGCCGUACCCGAGGGACAACAACCACCUCAACCGCCACAACCGCCGCAACCACUGGCGCACUCCGGGGCCCUCCAACCCGGCUGCUCCGGUCAAUUCGACGCCUUCCUUCCCCAGCUGACGGUUCGCGAGGCGCUGCUGUUCACGGGUCGCCUGGUGCUGCCGCCUCCUCAGUGCCAGCCGCGGGCUGUAGCGGACCGCUCCGUGGCGGUUGCUACAGCCCUGGGUUUGGCACCCAGCAUGGACAGCCUCGUUGGGGGGGUGCUGCCCGGGGGGCUGCUGCUCAGGGGCCUCUCGGGGGGCGAGCGGAAGAGACUCAGUAUUGGGCAGGGCCUCAUGUCCCGUCCCCGUGUUUUGCUUCUUGACGAGCCUACCAGCGGCCUGGACUCGUUCGCAGCCACCGUGGUGAUGGGGCACGUGGCGGAGCUGGCCCGGGGCCGGGGCGGCAGGGGGGGAGUGACGGUCAUCGCCUCGCUGCAUCAACCCAGAGCGGCGAUAUGGGACAUGGUCAACCAGGUUGUCGUACUCGGUCGUGGGCGGCUGCUGUACUGCGGUCCCCCCAGCGAGCUCCUCCCCUGGUUCUCAGGCCGCCUGGGCUACUGCUACCGACCGGAGCAUCACGGCCUCGUGUCGGACUGGGUCAUGGAUCUGGUAGCGAUGACCGUAAGUGACCCACGGGUCACGGACGCCGUCGCGGCGGCGGCGGUGCCUGCGGCAGAGGCGAAGGCGGCAGUUGCAGCAGGCGCGUCGUGGCAAGCCAUGAAGACGGACGUGGAUGACACCGGAGCGGCGACGGUGGCGACGGCGGCGACGACAGCGAAGAGCCAAGAUCUUGACGACAGCGGCGGCGGCGGCGGCGGUGGCGGAAGUGGUACGGAGUCGAGUUGGGAGGCGCCGUCAGGGCCAGAGGUCAUGGCGACGCUGGCGGAGCUGAACGCUGCCGCUGACGCGUUUGCCAAUGCCGUACUGGCAGUGCCGCCGGCCCCGGGUGUCAGCGCCGGCGUGCCAGACUACGCAAAUGUGCCGCCGCCGCGGCCUCGGAAGUCUGCUGCGGCGGCGCUGGCAGCGGCAGCAGGGCGCUGGGUACGGCAGUACCGCAUGUUGGUGUGGCGGGAGUGGCUCAUUGCCACCCGUAACCCAGCUGACGCGGCGGGACGAAUGCUUACCUUUGUGUGGGUCGCCCUCUUCGCGGCCUUCCUGGCGUACGAUCUGGAGUCUGACGCCACCAGCAUCUUCCUUCGCUCCACGCUGCUGUUCGCGAUGGUGUUCUUCUUUCUGGUGAUGCCCUUUGUCUUCAUGAGCCUCUUCGCGGCAGGAGAAGAACUCCCUGGUCGCGUGAAUUGCUUUCACACAAGCGGUUCUAUUUAUUGGAGGCCUCAGCUGCGAGGCGGGGUUGGGGGGCUGUACGACCCGUACGGCAUGAUCGGGUACCGACACAGCGUGCUGGCCGCCGUACAAAACACGACGUGUGCCGUACUGAUGUCGCUGAUCUCUCUGCAAUUCAUUCAGUUCGCUGUGGCGAUCACGCCUAAUCAGGACUUGGCCUUCUGCACAUCCGUGGGCUUCGUGGUGCUCAACCUGCUGCUGAGUACCCAGUUCCUUGGGACCUUACCGUACGGCAAAUCAUUAAAUCCCGUACGACACCGUACGAACCCAAAUGCAGUCAAGCUCUUCUUUUCCUGGAUCCGCCGUCUUCGCGCCCUCUCUGCGCUCGACCACUCCUGGCGGGGCCUUAUGUGGGCCGAGUUUCAUAACCGUGCCUUCGAGUGCGGCCCCGCGGGAACCCCGGGUUUCCUGGGUACGGAUGCGCUCGGGUUGCUUCCAGAGUUCCUGCCCGACAACAGGAGGUUCAGAAUGAUUGCGGUUGGCAUGACGCAGUCGUACGACAACUGUGUCGUAGACACCAACGCGUUGCUAUCCAACUUUGGCAUCAACGUGCCCGUCGGUACGACAGUGGGCUACCUGUUCGCCUACUGGGCGGUCCUGCAUCUCAUCACGUACCUCUCCCUACGACAUGCCGUAUCGCACAAGGCGGGUUCUGCAACUGCCGUCGCAGCCGCCGCUGCUGCCGGCGGCUUGUUGAGCCGGCUGCGUAGGGCGGUUGGUGCAGGGGGUGGCCGGUAG
Messenger RNA from Volvox carteri f. nagariensis, 2580 nucleotides. RefSeq lists its product as uncharacterized. Bases 1 to 2580 code for a protein of 859 amino acids. The transcript has 16 exons. Gene Ontology annotation, molecular function: ATP hydrolysis activity; ATP binding. Lineage: Eukaryota; Viridiplantae; Chlorophyta; Chlorophyceae; Chlamydomonadales; Volvocaceae. The record is from RefSeq and is a predicted model, not a curated record.